Pseudoliparis swirei is the source of this 3512-nucleotide messenger RNA. RefSeq names its product eukaryotic translation elongation factor 1 delta b (guanine nucleotide exchange protein) (gene eef1db). The record is from RefSeq and is a predicted model, not a curated record. Gene Ontology annotation, cellular component: cytosol; eukaryotic translation elongation factor 1 complex. The coding region runs from base 1334 to 3415 and encodes 693 amino acids. Lineage: Eukaryota; Metazoa; Chordata; Actinopteri; Perciformes; Liparidae. The transcript is spliced from 8 exons. Gene Ontology annotation, biological process: translational elongation. Gene Ontology annotation, molecular function: translation elongation factor activity; guanyl-nucleotide exchange factor activity.
UUAAGCAGGAAAUGCCAUUCCAAAAUAUUGCCAAAUUCCAUGACAGUGGUGUAUUUGUGUGAAUCAAUAUUAAUUCACCCACAUGUUGAGAAUGCAUUUCCUGUAUUGUAAGAAUGUACCGUUGUUAAAAAAGACAGCCUGGCUUGCACAAUGUUUAAUUUGUCAGCAAAUUAAAACUUCAGUCCAUAAAUUAGUCUGCAUGCAUGUUGUGUGUCCUUCACAGAUCCAUCAGUCGAGUGACAUUUAUUUAAUUUUUAAAAAUUCAAUGCCUCGUUAAUUUUUUGCCUUCGACUUAUUACACCCUUUUUUUUGGCAAGUUGUCAUGUCACUGUGUCGAGAUUUGUCAAGAUGUAUGCCUUUUUACUAAGAGCAAUUUAUCACGGGGAAAAUGGCUCUAAAUUAAGCGUUUGGCAGUCAUGUGACCUUUGUUAAUUUGUGAAUGUUGAGAAGCCAAUUAAAGUACUCCGAUUGCAGCUCAGUAUUGUGAGUAUUUAAAGGAUUACUAUACAGGGACAUCCACUAAAUAUACAUUGGGUAAAUGCCCUUAUUAGACAAGCAUAAUAAUGAUGCAUGUAAUAGUGUUACAAUUGUACUGCUACAAUUUCACUUAAGAGCACAUAGAAUAAGCUUAAAACCAAGUGAGAAAUAAAAUUUCCCGUCUGGUAAAAUAGAGCUUAAUAGCUAUAUCUCAUGUUUCAUAUUUACUAUUGUAGCAAUUAAUGUUUCACAUGUACUUGAAUGUGAUCGUCCCAAGUCAUGUCUUGAUAAGCUACAUGUUGGGUUUUUACAGUGAUUUGUUGAUAAAAGUAAAAUCGUUGUGUGUUUUGGAAUGUAUUGUGUGGCAGGAAAAACUGUAACUCAGACGAGCAUUUAGUAUUUUUGGCUCCACGUGGCCAACUGCAUCCGACUGGCAUUUAGACUCCAAAGCCCGAACCGCACUGUUCAUUUCACCUUAAAUAUGCUUGUGAGUUUAUACCAUGCAAGCAUAGCUCUCGAUUUUGGGUAGAACUUAUUUAGUGUCUGCUGUGCAUGUUUCUGUGGAUGAAACUGGCUCUUGACAAAUCACAAACAAGUUGAUUCCAUUCACUAAAGAUGUUUAGUUCGUCUGCAUGGGCUUCUUCUAGUUCCCUGCAUGCCCCUUGCUUUUUUUCUCUGCCACUGGUUUGUCGACUCCUUCGUGCAGCUCUAUGAAGAACACAAUGUUUUGGCACUGAUUUAAUUUGUAGCGCUGACUCUUAAAUCAAUCCCUUUGUGUUUUCCUGCGUCUCUCUUAACUAAUACACAAGUCUGUCCUUGUCAUUCUCUUUAUUUCCCCUGCAACGGAUAAAAGAGGAUGUCUCAGAAGAUCCCCCAGUGCCCUGCGCUCGAUCAGUCGGAGCUCGAUCCGCCUCCCAGUCGUUGUCAGGCGGACCGACCUGCAAAGGCGGCGCUGGGCUGUCGGAACGAGGCCGAGUGCGGCGGCCAAAGGAACGGAGAGACUGCGUCCUCGUCCCCGGAGAGCGGCAGCCUGAACGGAGACGGGAAGCGCAGCGGGAAAAGUCGCCGCCGCAAGAAACGUUCAUCCAAUCCCGAGAGUCGCCCGGAUGGGAAGGCUGACGUAGACGCCACGGCCGAAGAGAAGCCGGACAAAAGGGCCGGCCGUCCUCCGCCAGGCCCGCGCGCCCAGCUGACCGGCCUGCAGUCCGAGUGCGCUCAUGUGUGGUUGGAGCGCAGCGUCUACGAGCGCGCCGAGAGCCUCUACCAGUGCUGGUUGACGGGCUCCUCCCAAGGGGCCGCCGAGUCCAACCGGUCCCCUCCGGCGCCGGGUAAAAACUCUCGAUCUGCCGCGGGAUCGGCGUGCCGCCGCGUCGUCCACGCGACCACCGUUGGCCAGGCAGAGCGGCGCCACGUGGAAGAGUCCGUGCCGCCGUCCGUUCCGACCUCUCUCAGCCUCCCACCCCCGCCGAACCACUCCGUUGCAUCCAGAACCCCCGAUGAGGGAUAUCGGUCUCUCGCCCCGACGCCGGCAACUCCCGUCGUCCAGCGAGCAUCUGCUCCGCCGACCGGUCGCCAGUCGAUCAACGGGCUGCCCCGCCUCCCGGUGGAGCUGCUCCGAGACGUGUGGCUGGAGAAGCCGCUGUAUGACCGCGCCGAGGCCGCCUUCUACCAGAAGAUGUACGGCAACAAUUCCUCCAAACGAUCCAGCUGCACCUCCACUUCCAGAAGUACCGACCACCCUCAGAGCCUUGUCGAGGAGGAGGAGGAGGAGGAGGAAGAUGAGGAACUGGCGGCAGAGGAAAAACGGGUGGUCCCACCGGGCAAAGCGGAAGUCUUCCAUGCUCUGCUUCCAAUUCAGGAGGAAGAGGAGCCGCCUGAGGCCCCAGCGAAGGACGAAGUGUCGGGGGCCGGCACCUGCUACUUCGCUCACCCGGACAGCGAGCGAGUGUGGCUGGACAAGUGGCGGUAUGACGGCGCAGAAAGCCGUUUCCAUGGUUACAAUGAGCGUAAAGCUGUGGUGAGGAAGAAGGGCCGGAGGCCAGAAGCAGCGGCUGCCUCCACCGGCCCGCCGAGGGACAAGAGCAACAUGGGUUCUGUGGACUUUUUGACCCAGGAGAAGAUCUGGUUUGACAAACCUCGCUUUGACGAGGCCGAGCGACGCUUCUACGAGCGCUCGGACCGCUCCGACCGCUCGGACCGCUCCGACGGCGCCUCCCAACCAGCGCAGGAUGUCGGGGCGAACACCAUCCUGCAAGACAUUGCCCGAGCCAGGGAGAACAUCCAGAAAUCUCUAGCAGGAAGCAUCAGCAGUGCGGCGGAUCAAGGGGAGAUCAUCUGUCGCAUCAAGAGCCUGGAGCAGGAGAACCACAGCUUACACAAGGUGGUGGAGGACUUGAGGGCUGCUCUUUCCAAACUGGAUUGUCGAGUGUCAGUCCUGGAGAAACCUCCCGUAGCUGUAACCACGGCUACCACUCCCGCUGUACACUGCAAUAAUGGCAAGACGGCGCAGCAGAAGACCAGCGCCCCGGUUAAAGACGAGGAGGAAGAGGAGGAUGAUGAUAUUGACUUGUUCGGUAGUAGUGAUGAUGAUGCUGAUGAAGAGGCAGAGCAGCUCAAAGAGCAGAGGUUGAAAGAGUACGCAGAGAAGAAGUCCAAGAAGCCUGGCAUCAUCGCCAAGUCCUCCAUCUUAUUGGAUAUCAAACCUUGGGACGAUGAGACGGACAUGGUGAAGCUGGAGGAGUGUGUUCGCUCGGUGGCGGUCGACGGUCUGUUGUGGGGCACGUCCAAACUGGUCCCAGUGGGUUACGGCAUCAAGAAGCUCCAGAUCGCUUGUGUGGUCGAGGACGACAAGGUGGGAACAGACAUUCUAGAGGAAGAAAUCACCAAGUUUGAAGACUAUAUCCAGAGUGUUGACGUAGCAGCUUUCAACAAGAUCUGAGUCCCCUGGGUCUCUUUGUGUCUUUCGUCAUGCCUCGUUUCUCUGCUGUUAGUGUUAACGGUUACUAAUAUUAAUAAAAACAAAUUCUUGCACUGAA